Molecule: messenger RNA, 1851 nt
Organism: Nematostella vectensis (starlet sea anemone)
Lineage: Eukaryota; Metazoa; Cnidaria; Anthozoa; Actiniaria; Edwardsiidae
Product: glycerol-3-phosphate dehydrogenase 1-like protein
Exons: 10
Coding region: 86-1234 (382 amino acids)
Biological process (GO): glycerol-3-phosphate catabolic process; carbohydrate metabolic process
Cellular component (GO): glycerol-3-phosphate dehydrogenase (FAD) complex; cytosol
Molecular function (GO): protein homodimerization activity; NAD binding; glycerol-3-phosphate dehydrogenase [NAD(P)+] activity
Source: RefSeq, a predicted model, not a curated record
CAAGCAUGCCCUCAUCCAAGAUGGCGCAUAUGGCGCACCAUCCGGCGAGUAUAAGUUUGUUGUGUUUUUUUUUAAUCAGUUCGCUAUGACGGUACGACUCAACACUCGGUUGCUAUUAAGACUAGUUGCCACCACCCAAUGUUUUACCAAACGUGCACUUUGCGUCGAUUCCAAAGCAAGAAAAGUUACAGUCCUUGGAUCAGGGAAUUGGGGGACUGCAAUUGCUCGUAUUAUUGGAGACAAUGUGAGAAAGAAGCCUCAUUUGUUCCACAACAAAGUCCAGAUGUAUGUGUACGAUUCCUUGAUCAAUGGAAGAAAGCUCUCUGAAAUAAUCAACACAGAGCAUGAGAAUGUGAAAGACUUACCAGGUUUUAAAAUCCCUCCUAAUGUGAUUGCUAACCCAAAUGCUGCUAAUUCUGUUGAAGAUGCAGAUAUUCUGGUUUUUAAUAUGCCACCAAUGUUUCUAGAUUCUGUCUGUCAGAAGAUCAAAAGCAGUAUCAAGCCUGAUGUGCUUGCUAUCUCUUUGAUUAAGGGUUUGGAUCACAGAAAGAAAGGCCUUCAUCUGGUGUCAAAUCAAAUCAAGGAGAGUCUUGGUCUUCAGCAUGUCAGUGUCAUGAUGGGAGCUAAUCUUGCUGAUGAGGUUGCCAAAGGGUUUUUCUCAGAAACAACUAUAGGUUCAAGGCUAGAGGAACAUGGAUAUAUCUUCAAAGAGCUUCUCAACCAGCCAUAUUUCAAAGUAAAUGUUGUCAAAGAUGUUGAGACUGUAGAAUUCUGUGGGGCAGUCAAGAAUAUAAUUGCAAUGGGAGCUGGUAUCAUUGAUGGCCUAGGAUAUGGCAAUAAUACAAAGGCUGCGAUCAUUAGGACUGGUCUAGAAGAGGCUUAUGAGUUUUCUCGUGCCUUCCUAAAUGAGUCAAACAUGGCAACAUUUUUUGAGUCAUGUGGCUUUGCUGAUUUCAUUGUUACCUGUUAUGGUGGCAAGCACAGACUGGCUGGAGAGUCAUUUGUUAAAAUGAACAAGCCAUUCAGUGAGCUACAGGACGUUGUUCCUGAGCUCAAGUUCCGCAGGCUUCCUGGGCCAGACUCUCUUGAAGCAGUGUACCACUUGGUCCGACAGGAGCAGAUAGAGGACAAGUUCCCAUUAGUAACAUCUCUGUACAAGGUUUGUUUUGAGGCACACCAUCCUACCGAGUUGAUCGCUGCUUUGAAACGACACGAAGAGUUUCCUGUGUUGUGACCCAAUGACUAGCUCUCCUGCGUGAAGACUUCUUUUCUUGACCUUCUAUGACUGUCUGUUCUACAUAAAGAGUUCCCUUCGCUGUGAUACGAUGACUGGCUCUCCUGCGUGAAGACUUCUUUUCUUGACAUUCAAUGACUGUCUGUUCUACACGCGAGAUGUCUUAGCUGAUAUUCGAUGACUAUCUGUUCUACGUGAGGAGAUGCUUUUGCUGGCAUUCGAAUACUGUCUGCCCUUCAUACAUAAAGAGUUGCCUUUGCUGGCAUUCGAUAACCACUGUCUACGUGAAGAGUUCCCUCACAAUCGAUGACUGUCUGUUUUACAUGACUCAUGUAAAACAGAAAAGAAAAGAAUUCAAUUUGUUGUGAUUCAAUGACUGUCUGUUCUACAUCCAUCACUGUUACACUCAAGUAUUUAUCUGGGUGAGGGGAUGAGAAGUUCGCAUUUGCUUUGAAAAAGCAGUCUGGUAAGAAGAAGUUAUUUAUUUAAUGGCAAGGAGCUUUUUGUUAAGGCUCAAAGAAAGAGAAAUAGGGAAAUUAACUGAUGUCCACAUUAUAUAGCAUGUAUUAUGGCUGAUAAUGAAGUGACUAGGAGCGAAUAAAAAGUUGUUAAACAUC